GUCGAGGAUAUCGAAGUGGAAUCGCGUCAAGCUAGACUCCAGCAGACCAUCUGCGAUGCAUAGAAGGAAGCGCCAGUCUGUCUCCGAACCACCACUACAGCUGGCGGCCAUACAAAUUGCUGGGGCACCUGAACGCGAAGCAGGUCUUUCAAUCUCUGUCUCCGUCGAUUGGACGACAUGUCUUCGUCUGAUGCUCAUCAAUCGCGUCAUUCGCUGGGCGAGCGCACCGCUUCUGUACACCGUGUUCGGUUCGAGGACUCUAACGAGGGCCCCAAUGAAGCCAGUUCCCUUACUGCCCCUACUCCUUCGCAUCAAAGAGAUGAGGCCGCACCUGACUGGCACUUCCCAAACUACGGUGGACCAAACGCUCUUCCUACAGGUGUCAAUGAAGCAAUACCUCCAAAUGACAGGUCAAUUCCUUUUGCACAAGCUGCACAUAACUCUGUGACACCCAAAACUGAGCCUGGCGGCGUUGACAAUGUCUCUUUCUCUUCUUAUCGCCACCCUCAUGACAUACCGCCUCCCACGUCUGCGUACACUGGUGAUAAACGGGAACAUACGCCGGUCUUACCUCUGUCUCUGAAGAAAGCCGGAAUUGACCAUGAAGCAAUUGACGAUCAUGAGCAAGAUAUGGUAGACGACGAAGACUUGUCGCAUCCGAUUCCUGGUGAAGAUGGGGCUGGCGGGCUGUUCUCAAAUGUCUUGCAUAAACUAGGUGUCGACCACUACGAUUUUGACGAAGAGGUCAAGGAAACACAUGAAGAAGGUGACCCUUCUCGCCCUGUUGGAUACAAGAAGACAGAAUCGUUUCUGUCGAUGGAUGCUCAGGUCCUUGACCCCGACGAUCCAAUAGUCACUGGGGUAGAAAAGAAGACUCUUGAUGACCCCAAGGACUUGGAGAAUAAUGUUAGAAGAACAAUAAACUACCACGUCCGCAGGAAGGAUCGCCAACGGUUCCGAAUUGAGUUCAAUAUCAGCUCUGUUCUGAAUCGUCAAAAGUUCCUCAUGAGGCUCGCCAAAUCGCUCAUGUCCUUCGGCGCACCUUCUCAUCGAAUCGAAGCUCAACUCUUAGCUGCUGCCAGGAUCUUAGAAAUCGAUGCCGAAUUCAUCCAUAUCCCAGGUGUAAUCAUCUGCUCUUUCGGUGACCAAGAUGCGGACACGUCAGAAUUGCACUUCGUCAAAUGCAAUGGACGAUUGUCUCUCGGAAGCCUUCACAAGGUCCAUCACAUAUAUCGCCAGGUCGUUCACGAUGAAAUCAGUGCGAAAGCCGCAACUGGGGAACUUGACGCCCUACUAGAGUCCCCUCCGAUAUACAACUUCGCUACACGCAUUGCUCUCGCUUUUUGGAUCUCGGCAUUGAUUUGUCCCCUUGCUUUUGGCGGCUCUCUCAUAGACAUGUGGAUCGCAGGCGUCGGCGCCUCGUUCCUAUCUAUCAUGCAAAUAGGUGUUGCGUCCAAAAGUCAGUUGUAUGCUAAUGUGUUCGAGGUCACUGUCACUAUCAUUACAUCGUUUGCAGCCCGAGGCUUGAGUAGCAUCAGGGACCAAAUAUUCUGUUACACCGCGAUAUCAUCUGCCAGUAUUGUUGGCAUCCUCCCAGGGUUUCUAAUCUUGAGCAGCUCUCUUGAGCUUGCAUCAAAGAACAUCAUCUGUGGAAGUGUCAAAAUGGUGUAUGCCCUGAUUUAUACGCUUUUCUUGGGCUUUGGUCUUCAAAUCGGAUCCGAUGUAUACCUCUUGCUGGACCGCGGUGCUCGCAGAGAUCUGGCGGAUAUGGCAAAACGCGUGCUGGACACCGUAAAGAUCACAGGAGCCUUCGCUUCAGACAACAGCAGUUCAUACCUCCAUAUCAACAACGGCCUCCCCCUGCAGGGUGUAUUCACCUUCACCAAUCCCAACCCACUCAGGGGAGAACAUAUCAAGAGCGGCUGCUAUCGCCCACCGACUUUCUCCUGGUAUAUGCAACCUUUCCCUUGGUGGACACAAUUCAUCAUUGUGCCUCUUUUCUCCAUCUUGUCUUCGUGUUCCAACCUCCAGCCGAUUCUAACUAUCGAAAUGGUCGUUAUGGUCCUUAUCUCCUGUGCCGCUUAUGCUGCCAACAAAGCUGCUGACCAUUUCAUAUUCAAUCGUUCCGACGUCGUCUCUGCCCUAGGCGCUUUCGUGGUCGGGAUACUUGGCAAUAUGUAUUCUCGUAAGAUGGGAGGCACAGCGUUUACCUCCAUGGUCACGGGUGUGUUAUUCUUAGUACCGUCUGGUCUUUCACAAAUCGGAGCCAUAACGGCUGAAGGGAGUGGCAUUGACAUUGGGGCAGCUGUAAUUGCCGUGGCGAUUGGGAUCACCGUGGGGCUCUACAUGAGUCAGGCGAUCGUGUAUAUGUUUGGUUCGCGGAAGAACGCUGCCCUUUUCUCGUUCUAGAGCUCUGGUAUCGUAAUUGUUCAAUUAUAUCCAUGCGUACGCACCGGUCAAUACAGCGCGUUUCGAUAUUUAUCCUGAUGUUGU
Molecule: messenger RNA, 2493 nt
Organism: Somion occarium
Lineage: Eukaryota; Fungi; Basidiomycota; Agaricomycetes; Polyporales; Cerrenaceae
Source: the annotation of a GenBank genome assembly